AUUUUAGACUAUUUUGGAAUUUAGCUAGUAUUUAAGAAACAAGCUAACUUUUUUGGGCUAAUUUGGAGUUUAGCUCAUAUUUAAGCCACGUACAUUUUUUUUUUGUUUUUCUUUCUUGAAAAUUGGCAUGCAUUGGGGAUCUUUAACCAAUUUUACUACAACUUUUUCAGAAAUAAAGCUUCAGCAUCUUCAGAGACUACAGUACUCACUCUGGCAUUAUCGCAGACCUUCUGACGGGAUGAUCCAUCCGAGGGUUCAGACCUAAAUCUCUUAAAGCUGCCUCAGCGGGAGGUGGGACAGUUGAUACCAUGUGAAGGUAUUUGUAAGAACAAAACAAAGCCUGGUGAGUCAUGGUUUUAAAGGUUGAGGAUCUCCAGCUGAAUCAGUCUGAGUCUGUAGGACGUUCAGAGAUUUUCCUCAAAGAAAAAUGACAGAAAACACUUAAAUUGUUGUUUUUGUUUGACUUCUUAGAACUUCCUGAUGUGUGUCUAAAAUGUUUUUCUUUUUGCAUAGAAACCCAACAUCUGCUCUCUCUCUCUCUUUCCCUCAGCAGCAGAAUCUCUUUUUUAAAAAGUGACGACAUCUCACUCUGGUUGCAAAAUCAGCUGCUUUUGUUGUUCUCAGAGUUUUUCUUCAUCUCCUCCUCCUCAUCAUCAAGCUGCGUCACUCUCCUCCUCCUGAGCAGUAAUCCUGCCUGUGUGGUGGAGCCGGACAACAACCGCACACCCAGGAGUUAAUCUGGAUCAUGGUGGUAAUUACCGGCGGGGUGUCGGGCCUGCAGGACGGCGGCGUCCGCUGGAGGAGGAGGAGGAGUCAGCCGAGCCGCUCUUCCCACUGACCUUGGAGAGGAACUGUGAGGGAGGGGAGGAGAAGGGAGGCAGGCAUUAGCACACUGACAGAGUUCCAGCACCUCCUUCAGUCUUCUGGUGACGAGCGGCGAGGAGGAUGACAGAAACCCCCUGAUGGAUGAGAGACUGGAGAAGCCGUCCUGACCUUCCUGACCUUCUCUAAUGAAGAUGCUUGAAGGUGGGAGUUAAAGCCCUUCAUCGGGGGAGGGGGAGGUUGUUUCAGGGCGGGGGCUGGACCCAGAGGCCCCUGCCUCCAGGGGGUCCUCACAGACCCGAGUCUGGACCAUGGGGGAUGGAGGCGCCUGUUCGAGCGGAGGCGAUGGCGCGAACAAAUCCCACGCCCUGUUCGACAGCUUCGUCCAGGCGUCCACCUGCAAAGGCACGCUGAAGGCCUUCCAGGAGCUGUGCGACCAUCUGGAGGUGAAGCCCACCGAGCACAGGGUCUUCUACCACAAGCUCAAGUCCAAGCUCAACUACUGGAAGGCGAAGGCGCUCUGGACGAAACUGGACAAGCGGGCCAGCCAAAAGGAGUACAAGAAGGGACGUGCAUGUGCCAACACCAAGUGUCUGAUCAUCGGGGCGGGGCCAUGCGGCUUACGCACCGCCAUCGACCUGGCUUUCUUGGGAGCCAAAGUGGUGCUUCUGGAGAAGAGGGACGCCUUCUCCAGGAACAACGUGCUGCACCUUUGGCCCUUCACCAUCCAAGACCUCAGGGGCCUCGGGGCCAAAAAGUUCUAUGGGAAAUUCUGCGCUGGUGCUAUCGAUCAUAUCAGUAUUCGGCAGCUUCAGUUGAUGCUGCUCAAAAUGGCUCUCCUGCUGGGCAUCGAGAUCCACGUCAACGUAGAGUUCAAGUGUCUCAUCGAGCCUCCUGAAGACCAGGAGAGUGAGAAAAUCGGCUGGAGGGCCGAGGUCCACCCCAGGACACACCCCGUCAACGAGCUGGAGUUCGACGUCAUCAUUGGAGCGGAUGGAAGGAGAAACACGCUACCAGGGUUUCGGCGUAAGGAGUUCAGGGGCAAACUCGCCAUCGCCAUCACGGCUAACUUCAUCAACAGGAACACGACAGCGGAGGCCAAGGUGGAGGAGAUCAGCGGCGUGGCCUUCAUCUUCAAUCAGAAGUUCUUUCAAGACCUCAGAGAAGCCACAGGUAUUGACCUGGAAAACAUCGUCUACUACAAGGAUGACACACAUUACUUUGUGAUGACUGCCAAAAAACAAAGCCUGUUGGAGAAGGGAGUCAUUUUGCAUGAUUACGCCGACACGGAGCUGCUGCUGUCCAGAGCCAACGUCGACCAGGCUGCCUUGCUAUCUUACGCUCGUGAGGCGGCAGACUUCUCCACCAACCAUCAGCUGCCUACGCUGGACUUCGCCAUCAACCACUACGGCCAGCCCGACGUCGCCAUGUUCGACUUCACCUGCAUGUACGCGUCGGAGAAUGCCGCCAUGGUGCGAGAGCGCAGCGGCCACAAGCUGCUGGUGGCGCUGGUGGGCGACAGCCUCCUAGAGCCGUUCUGGCCCAUGGGCACCGGCAUCGCCCGCGGCUUCCUGGCAGCCAUGGACUCCGCCUGGAUGGUGCGGAGCUGGGCGCAGGGGAAAAGUCCUCUGGAGGUUCUGGCAGAGAGGGAGAGCAUUUACCGACUCCUGCCGCAGACCACGCCGGAAAACGUCAGCAAAAACUUCAGCCAUUACAGUCUGGAUCCCACCACGCGCUACCCCAACAUCAGCCUUAACUUCCUCAAGCCCAGCCAGGUGCGGCACCUCGUCAACACCGGCGAGGAAAUCCCGCGGGAAAUCCACAUCGAAAUCGAGAACGUCAUCAACUCCUCAACGCCCAAGCUGGCCCGGAACGACUAUUACCUGCUUGAUGAGGAGUCCCAAGAAUCCAUCGCUCGGUCCAGUAAGCUGCUCAACUGGUGCCAGCGGCAAACGGAGGGCUACAGGAACGUCGGCGUGAAAGACCUCACCAUGUCCUGGAAGAGCGGGCUGGCGCUGUGCGCGCUCAUUCACAGAUACCGGCCCGAUCUCAUCGACUUCGACUCCCUGGAUGAGCGAGACCAGGAGAGGAACAACCAGUUGGCUUUUGACGUGGCCGAGAAGGAAUUUGGCAUCUGUCCAUGCAUGACCGGCAAGGAGAUGUCUUCUGUGGUGGAGCCAGACAAGCUGUCCAUGGUCAUGUACCUCAGCCAGUUUUAUGAGAUGUUUAAGGACACAGUGCCACCUGGAGAUAACCAGAACCUGAGUCCGGAGGAGCGAGCUGCUCUGAUAGCAACAACCAAGUCCCCCAUUUCCUUCUUCAGCAAACUGGGUCAGAGCAUCGCCAUCUCCCGGAAGCGAAACCCCAAAGACAAAAAGGAGAAGGAGACCGACGGCUCCGGGAAAAGACGGAAGACGAGUCAGUCGGAAGACGAAGACGUCUGCAGGUCCGCUCACGACGAACGGCCGGCCGUCCACGCUGUCCUGUCCGAGAGGAAAAUCGACUCGUCUGCCGGAGGGAACAACAACAAAGUGAAGGUCAUGGCCACCCAGCUGCUGGCCAAGUUUGAGGAGAACGCCCCCGCCCAGCCGGCAGGACUGAAGAGAAAGGGGGACUCCCUUCCCAAUCUGGACCGCCUUUUGCCCCUCUCCCCACCACAAAUCCCCGUGAGCGAGCCGGUGCGCCUGGCGCCCGUCCCGGCGUGGAGGAAGGCCAGAACUGGCGCCGACCACGAGUCCGGCUUGAGCUCUCGGAGCUGUCCAAAGAAAACCAUUCUGCUCCCCUCUUCCUCCUCCACCUCCUCGCUCUCUCUGCACUCAGAGGAGGACAGACUUCAUCCCCUCGCUCCUGCGGUAAAGCAGAGGCCCGAGCGCCUGACCUCCAGGCUUAAGGGCAGAUCUGAGCGACCACAGACCAUGAGAAAGCCGUCGCGGUUCUUUGUAGAGCAGUGGUUCUUGUCCCGCGGCGUGAAUCCGGGUUCCCCGCUGUCCUCUCCUGAUGCUUCCAGAAAGGAACCAGCAAAGCUCCUGGACUCUGACCAGAUGCCCAUUUAUGUGCUCAGUAUUCAGGAGAGGGCCCAACAGUUGGCCUCUCAGUUGGAGGGUAAACCAGCCAGACCCGAGCCUAAGAAAAAGCCGUCGCGGUUUUUUAUGGAGCAGUGGCAUCUGGGCCGAGCCCAGAGCCCCCCCACUUCCCCCCGCUGCACCUCCGACGCCCUCAGACAGCAGUAUGUGAGGAUGUACACGGGGGGCGUCAGCUCUGUGGCUGAGCAGUUAGCCUGUCAGCUUCAGUCUCAGGACGAUUUCAAGCCCACACAUGAACCUGAGAGGAGGGAUUUGGGUUCGCUCAGGAAAGAGUUCCCGGUCAACAUCGGCGGCAGCGACGUCUGUUUCUUCUGCCGGAAGCGAGUGUACGUGAUGGAGAGGCUGAGCGCCGAGGGGAAGUUCUUCCAUCGCAGCUGCUUCAAGUGCGACUACUGCGGCACAACGCUGCGCCUGUCGUCCUACGCCUUCGACGUGGAAGACGGGAAGUUCUACUGCAAGCCUCACUACUGCUACCGCCUGUCCGGGUAUGCUCAGAGGAAGAGGCCCGCCCCCUCCCCAGCUCCAGCCCCAGCUAAGGACCACCAGACCCCACAAGCCGCCACGAUGGCCACGGACGCCCCCGGACGGGCGACCACAGCAACGGCGCCCUCCGCCGAGCUCCAAGCCUCAGCGCCGGAGGUCAACGGCCUCCAGGAGCCCAUCUUAGCCAAAAAGCUGCGAGGGACGCCGGAGCGCAUCGAGCUGGAGAAUUACCGCCUCUCCCUGCAGCGCGAGGAGGAGCUGGAGGAGGUGCCGGAGGAGACGCUGGCCGAGCACAACCUGAGCAGCGUGCUGGACAAGGCCGCGGACGUCGACCUGGGCUCCAGCAGCUCAGAGUCGGACAUGGAGGAGGAGGACGAGCAGGAGGAAGAGGAGCAGCCUCCGGACCCGUCGGAUCUCGGCGGCGUUCCCUGGAAGGAGGCCGUGGAGCUGUACGCCAAACUGAGGGGAGAGGAGGAGGAGGGCGGGGCUCCGGCCGACGCCGCCAGCAGGGAUGGAGACGUAGAUGAAGAGGAGGAGGAGGAGGAAGAAGAGGAUGAGGAAGAGGAAGAAGAUGAAGAAACUAGCGAUGAGGGGGAUUACUGCCCCUGGAAUCAGGAGCUGCAGUCCGGCCUCUGGCUGGAGAAGUUCCUCUCAGAGGAGGAGGAUGUUGCUACUUUCAAAGCCAGGAAUCUGCACAUCCAACAAAUCCUGCAUCCCGUGGAUCCCAGCGGCGUUCCGGGCUCGCUGCCGUCCCACCCGGAUGAGGGCGAGGGUGAGGAGCUCAUGCACCCCUCCCCUACAGCCCGCGCCCACACAUCCGCCCGCCACCAGGCCGUGAGAGUCUGGCUGGAGUCCGUGUCCGGAGAACCCUGUGAGGAUGAGGAGCUGGAGGCCGAAGCCGAGAGUCCAGACAUGGAGCCGUGCACGGAGCUGGAUCAGGAAGAAAUCCCGUCAGACGCUGAAGCCGAGGCGCGUUUGCACCAGUCUGAGCCCCGCCCCCUUCCUCCUGACGUCUGCAAUGAAGAAGGAGGAUCUGGGAGGGCCUCCAGCAUCGAUCUGUCGAGUAUUGGUCCCACGCUGGAGGAGGACGAGGCUCCACCUCCUUUCAAAGCAUCUCCAAUCCCUGAAGCGCAGGUGACUCCAGUUAAGCGCUUCUUCUCGGAGCCCUUCUUACCGGAGGACUCCCCGGCGGAGAGGACGGCCGUGUCUCCGGCUGUCAGGAGCCCGCCUCCUCCCCUGGAUGCUCCUCCUCCUCCUGCCACCUCCUCCCCACCUCCUACCUCAGCCGCCAUGUCACCUGUUGCCUCUGCCGACGUCAGACCGGCAGCCAAACCGCCGGCGAUCUGCUCGCAGCCCACCUCCCUACCCGAGUCCAGGGCGUCCAUUUCCCCGGUCUACCCCCACCGCUCCAUCUGCCCGCUGACGGGAAACCCCCUCUCCCCCAUCUGCGCCCAGCCGCUGUCCUGCCACGAGCCGUCGUCCCCGCUCGGCGCCGGCUCCCCCGUCAGAACCCAGCCCGCCCCCGCGGCCGCCUCCACGCCGGCGACCGUCGCCGACAAGUCCGACUCGUCGUCGGAGGAGACGCCGUCCAAGAGGGCCGACAUCAUCGAGGAGUUCUGGAUGAAGAGCGCCGAGAUCCGGAAGAGCCUGGGCCUGACGCCGCUGGACCGCAGCAGCAAACUGCUGGAGAGCAGCGAUGAGCAGGCUCCGCCUCCGGGCCCCGCCCCCUCCAAGCCGCCAGACGUUCAGAAGCCGGCGUUCGGCGGCCGCACCGUCAUCCGCCGGCUGAACAUCACCCUGGAGGGUCAGGUCAUCACCCCCAUCGCACCCGCCGAGCCCAGAAAGGAGGCCCGCUCCGGCCUGAACGGAAGCUCCGCCCAGAACACGUCAGACUCCAUUAUGCUAACCCCGCCCUCCAGUCCGCCGCCCCCGGUGCCCGCCAACCAGUCGCCCGCCGUGCUCAGGCAGCAGCGGAGCCAGGUGUCCUGGAGCAACGGGACAAAGAAGCGUCCUCCUGAAAGCGCUCCUGGGAAUGCUGGGAAAGCCCCCUCGCCGCAGGCGGAGCCCCCCCCGGUGGUGGUGAUGAGGGAGAAGAAGAAGCCUCGCCAGGAGGAAGCUCGGAAGUCGUUCGUGGAGACCGUUGAGGAAAUCCCGUUCGCCGACGACGUGGAAGAAGCCUUCGACGAGCGGACGCCGGAAACCAGCCUGAGCAGGUACCAGACCCCGCCCUCCAGCCGGCCCAGCAAGCCGCCUCUGCAUUUGGCGCUCGCCAUGGAGAACGGGAAACCCAACGUCCCCGCCAACCCCGUGUCCCGCCCCCAGAGGGCCACGCAGUUCUCCGCUGAGGCCAAGGAGAUUGCCGAGGAGAGAAUCAAAGCCAGGGAGAAGUCCGUCAAGAGCCAGGCGCUGAAGGACGCCAUGGCCAAGCAGCUCCACAAGAUGAAGGAGGGCGAGGCGGAGAAGGGGGCGUCGCCCAAAGUCGCCUGGAACACGACUCCAGAUCCAGCCGGGAAGUCGAAAAAGUCUCCAAAGAACCCGGAGCGUUUCUUCAGCAGCAACAAGAGUCUGGACAGCUCCGUCACGUCGUCGGAGAGCUCCUCGGCGAGCAAGAGCAAGAAGCGGAGCUCGCUCUUCUCGCCGCGCAAGAACAAGAAGGAGAAGAAGGCCAAGAACGACGGCAGCCGGCUCUCCGGGGCGGAGGAAACGCCGCCCAAACACAAGUCCCUCUGGAAGGCCGUCUUCUCCGGGUACAAGAAGGACAAGAAGAAGAAGGACAACAAGUCGUGUCCCAGCACGCCGUCCUCCAGCUCCACCACGCAGGACUCGGGGAGGAAGAGGACGCCGCCUCUCGGCAGAACUUCAGCAGACCUGAAGGCUCGCCGGAACCUGAGCGUGUCCGAGGACUCGGACCUGUCCUGUGACGACGUGCUGGAGAGGUCGUCGCAGAAGUCUAAAGCAGAUCUGCACACGGAUAUCUUUGACCUAGUGUCAGGCAUGCAGAAGGACGCGGUAAAGGAUGAAAAACUGGAAAAGGAGAGGCGAAAAGAGUUGAAGGAAAAGAGAAGGGCAAAAGAAGGGCAGAAGGAAAGGGAGCGGGAGAAGGAGGUGCUAGGAGAGAAAGAGAAAGACAAGGAGUCUGUUUAUGUCCCUCAUGCACUGGCGUUCAAGAGAUCAUAUGCCGCCAAGAAAACCUACACGGAGGAGGAGCUGAACGCCAAACUCACGCGCCGAGUCCAGAAAGCCGCACGCCGCCAGGCCAAACAGGAGGAGCUGAAGAGGCUGCACCGGGCGCAGAUCAUCCAGAGACAGUUGGAGCAGGUGGAGGAGAAGCAGCGGCAGCUGGAGGAGAGGGGCGUGGCCGUGGAGAAAGCCCUGAGAGGAGAAGCCGGAGUGUAUAAAGACUAUUGGGGAGAUUCUAAUUACAGUGAAAUCCUGGACUUGCAUCUGGGCGUCGAGGCCUUUGUGGAGAUGCCUCGCCGGCGCCCACUCUCCAUCUGCCCCUGCUGGUCCCCUGAAGGUAUGGGCAAGAAGGACGACCCCAAACUGAUGCAAGAGUGGUUCAAGCUGGUGCAGGAGAAGAACGCUCUGGUGCGCUACGAGUCGGAGCUCAUGAUUUUUGCCCGAGAGCUGGAGCUGGAGGACCGGCAGAGCCGCCUGCAGCAGGAGCUGAGGGAGCGCAUGGCCGUGGAAGACCACCUGAAAAGCGAGAAGGAGCUGGCAGAGGAGAAGCAGAUCCUGAACGAGAUGCUGGAGGUGGUGGAGCAGCGCGACGCCCUGGUGGCCCUCCUGGAGGAGCAGAGGCUGAGGGAGAAGGAGGAGGACAAGGACCUGGAGGCCGUCAUGCUCUCAAAGGGAUUCAACCUCAACUGGGCCUAAAACGAAACCGGUUUAGGGUUCGAUUUAGCCGGUGUGACACGGUCGCGCCUCCACACAAGCUGCCUCUGCCGCUGCGUUUACACACCUGGCAGCAGUGGAAGGUAACCUGAGUGGGCGGAGAACCCCCACCUCUCACCUGGGGGGAGCACAUGUAAAGGUUUGACUCUGGAAUAACGCAGUUCAGUCCUGCUGAUGUAAAGGAAAUGUAAGAAACUGUUGUGUAUUUUAGUCUUCAUAGUUGGGUUUUACGUCGGCCUGGAAGGACUGCUUCACCUGUAGGACCCUCACCUGCUGAAGCCGCCUUGCUCUCCAGGAAACUUUGACUUUUUACCGAACCGAUUUUUUUAUUUUUACCUUCAAAGCUUUAACAGUCCACUCUAGAACUUCAUUGAAAUUUGUGGUUUUUAUUUCGUCCUGCAGUCAGAGCGUCCAGAACCGUGCACGACAAGAGAACCGUGCACGACAACAGAACCGUGCACGACAAGAGCGCUUCGGUUCAUGGACAAAGAAGCCUUUUUGCUCCUUCACAAUAAUCGGUUUUCCUGGAACUUUUAUGGAGCAUGUGGGAAAAAAUGCAGAGCUUUAUUUGGCAUCAAACCCUUCCGGCGGCGUCCGCGUGGCCGCCGUUUCCCCGCCGUUUGGGACUCCAGAAUAGCUGUGGAUAAAAACGUUACACUAAUUUGAAAGGUUGUUGUUUUUAGUGUGAAAAGGUUGACAUGACUGUAUGAAUAUUUAUUAACAUGCGUGUGAAUUGUAUUAUAUGUAAAGAAAUCCUAAUUUUUAAAUGGUUUUGUUGACACACGAGCUGUAAUGUAAAAAAUGCUUGUAGCUAAAAUACAUAUAGGAGUGUUGGAUGUACGCUGAAAAAGGCAAUAAAACAAUGCAGCUGUUUUGGAA
Molecule: messenger RNA, 9161 nt
Organism: Oryzias melastigma (Indian medaka)
Lineage: Eukaryota; Metazoa; Chordata; Actinopteri; Beloniformes; Adrianichthyidae
Gene: mical3a
Product: microtubule associated monooxygenase, calponin and LIM domain containing 3a
Exons: 49
Coding region: 1134-8264 (2376 amino acids)
Molecular function (GO): protein binding
Source: RefSeq, a predicted model, not a curated record